Molecule: messenger RNA, 2070 nt
Organism: Neolamprologus brichardi
Lineage: Eukaryota; Metazoa; Chordata; Actinopteri; Cichliformes; Cichlidae
Gene: chrnb1
Product: cholinergic receptor, nicotinic, beta 1 (muscle)
Biological process (GO): monoatomic ion transmembrane transport
Cellular component (GO): postsynaptic membrane
Molecular function (GO): transmembrane signaling receptor activity; acetylcholine-gated monoatomic cation-selective channel activity
Source: RefSeq, a predicted model, not a curated record
UGCCUGACUGACAGACAACAACAGUACAAACUGAGUACUGACCAAGUCAAAGUUUAGCUGUAGACUUCCAGUGAGCUGAACUGGUAAAGAAAGCUAAGCAGGGAAGAAGUUUUCUUCACUCAUUCAAGAUCUAUUUUCGGGGAGGACAAGAGUUUGGUUUUGGGCCUCAUCAUGAAAAGCCUGGAUCUGUUCCUGCUGGCGUGUUGCUUAUACAGCCUGAGCACUUUGGGAGGUGCAACCGAAUCAGAGAAUACUCUGAUGAAGAGUCUCUUUUCCAAAUACAACCUUAAGGUCCGACCAGCUCGUACGCCUGAAGAGAGGGUGGUGGUUCGCGUGGGCAUGAUCCUCACAUCCUUCGGCGGACUGAAUAUGAAAAAUGAAGAAAUGAGCACCACUGUUGUCAUGAAUCUGGAAUGGACAGAUUAUCGGUUGUCAUGGAAACCGAAGGAGCACAAUGGGAUUCAGGUGCUACGCAUCCCCUCUGGGAAGGUUUGGCUUCCUGACAUCGUCCUCAUCAAUAAUAAUGAUGGACAGUUUGAUGUGGCCCUGCAUGUCCAUGUUCAGGUUUACAGUAAUGGCAGGGUAACCUGGACUCCCCCUGCUCUGUACUGCAGUUCCUGUGGAGUCAAGGUAACAUAUUUCCCAUUCGACUGGCAGAACUGCACCAUGCAGUUUCGCUCUUACACAUAUGACUCAACAGAAAUCGACCUGCAGUAUGCCCUGAAUUCAAAAGGCAAGGAGAUUCGGGAGAUACAGCUGGACGAGUCUUUCAGUGAGAGUGGUGAGUGGUACGUAAGACACAAGCCAAGCAGGAAGAACAUAUUUGAUGACGAAUAUGAGGAAAUGACUUUUUACCUGAUCAUCGAGAGGAAGCCUCUGUACUACAUCAUCAACAUCAUCAUCCCUUGCAUCCUGAUUACUAUCAUCGCCAUCUUCAACUUCUAUCUGCCUCCCGAUGCAGGUGAGAAGAUGGGUUUGUCAAUCAAUGUGCUGCUCACCCUCACCGUGUUCCUGCUGCUGCUGGCUGAUAAGAUCCCCGAGACCUCGCUGGGUGUUCCCAUCAUCGUCAACUACAUCAUGUUUACCAUGGUCCUGGUCACAUUCUCUGUCAUCCUCAGCGUGGUUGUCCUCAACCUCCACCAUCGCUCUCCCAACACCCACAUGAUGCCAAUGUGGGUCCGCAAGAUCUUCAUCCACAUGCUCCCUCCUUACCUGGGCAUGCUGCGGCCAAAGGUGGAGACCCCCCUGUCUCUGGAGACCCUACCCCGCCGGGAAAAAAAAGUCACUGCAAUUAGCAUAGCUUCUGACGAAUACUUCAUCCGGAAACCUGACUCUUCCGUUUUAUUUCCCAAACCCAACAGGUACCAGCCGGAUGGCAUAUGCACAGACCUGAGGAAGUUCAUUGAUGGCCCCAGUACCUACCUUGCACUACCUGAUGAGCUCAAGUCAGCCAUGGAGGCCAUCACGUACAUAGCCGAGGCUCUGCAGGCUGAAAAAGACUAUGAGGCGCUGAAAGAAGAUUGGCAAUAUGUGGCAAUGGUGGUGGACCGGAUGUUCCUGUGGAUUUUCGUCGUUUUCACCACUGUGGGCACGCUGGCCAUCUUCGCCGAUGCUAGCUUCAACCAUACCCCUACGGACCCCUUCAAACCCUUCUGAAGCACAGGGGUGUCUGAUUUUCAUGAACCAUGUUGCUGGAAGUUGUGAAUCCCUUGCUGUACAUGUAGAGGAAGACAAUUGUAACUGUUAAAAUAAGUACAGUUUCCAAUGCAUUGCCUCAUCACAAAACACACAAUGCAUAUGUCCCAGUCUUUUUAAAUUAUAGCUGUACUAGUACUUAAAGGGCCAGUAACUGACAAACCAUAUGGAUUUUAUGGUGUUCUUUUUAGAUUUGUAGAAUUUUAAACUUUUACUGUGUUUGUUACUUAAAGUAUUUAAGGUCCCAGUUGCCAACAUUUGGGAGAAAAGCUUUCAAAACCCCAAAUUCAUAUAGCCUACUUUGCAAGCCUACGAUUAGGGUUAUAAGUUAGGACUAAAUAAGGUCUAUGGUCUAGAUAACCCCAACCCUAGCUC